Ricinus communis (castor bean) is the source of this 2428-nucleotide messenger RNA. RefSeq names its product putative pentatricopeptide repeat-containing protein At3g15930. Gene Ontology annotation, biological process: RNA modification. The transcript has a single exon. The record is from RefSeq and is a predicted model, not a curated record. NCBI's taxonomy places the organism in Eukaryota, Viridiplantae, Streptophyta, Magnoliopsida, Malpighiales, Euphorbiaceae. The coding region runs from base 1 to 2253 and encodes 750 amino acids. Gene Ontology annotation, molecular function: zinc ion binding; RNA binding; protein binding.
AUGCCAAUUUCAUUUCUUUACAAAGCCCAUUUUCUCUCCAUAAAGUUGCAACCAUUAAUCUUCAACAAAAUGAUCUCCUCGGCUUCCAUCUCUGCUUCUCACUUGUCUACACCUAUCCAUGCGCCCUCCACAGAGAACCCACUUUUUUCUCUCUUCCAAAAAUGUAAAUCCAUGGACCAACUCAAGCAAAUUCACUCUCAAACAAUCAAAACUGGCACCAUAUGCAAACCCAUUAUUCAAAAUAAGAUCUUUUCCUUCUGUUGUACACAAGAGUUUGGAGACAUGAAUUAUGCACGACAAUUGUUUGAUACAAUUCCUGAACCAACAGUCUUCCAUUGGAAUACAAUGUUGAAAGGGUAUUCCAGGAUUGAUUCUCCUAAACUUGGGGUUUCUAUGUACUUAGACAUGUUAAAGAAUGAUGUUUUACCCGAUUGUUACACUUAUCCGUUCUUGAUUAAGGGUUUUAAGAAAGAUAUUGCGUUCGAGUAUGGGAAGGAGCUGCACUGUCAUGUGGUGAAAUAUGGUCUAGGUUCCAAUGUGUUUGUUCAAAAUGCAUUGAUAAAUAUGUAUUCUUUGUGUGGUUUAACUGAUAUGGCUCGUGGGAUAUUUGAUAUGAGUUACAAGACUGAUGUUGUCACUUGGAAUGCGAUGAUUUCUGCUUACAAUAGAAUAAAGCAAUAUGAUAAAACUAAGACGCUUUUUCAUGAGAUGGAAAAGAAAAGAGUGUUGCCUUCUUCAGUUACUCUUGUUUCAGUGUUAUCAGCUUGCUCUAAGUUGAAAGAUUUAGAAUGUGGUCAGAAAGUCCAUAAGUAUAUUUCUGACCACGUUGUUCAGUCUAAUUUGAUAGUGGAAAAUGCUUUAAUUGACAUGUAUGCUGCAUGUGGUGAAAUGAGUGUUGCACUUGGGAUUUUUGAGAGUAUGAAGAGCAGAGAUGUGAUUUCUUGGACUGCUAUUGUUACCGGGUUUGCAAAUAUAGGACAACUUGAUAUAGCAAGAAAAUACUUUGACCAGAUGCCUGAAAGAGACUAUGUUUCCUGGACUGCCAUGAUAGAUGGAUAUCUCCAAGUGAAUUGUUUCAAAGAGGCUUUGGUUCUCUUUCAUGAGAUGCAAACUUCAAAUGUUAAACCAGAUGAAUUCACCAUGGUUAGCAUACUUACAGCUUGUGCACAACUUGGGGCACUAGAGCUAGGAGAAUGGGUAAGGACUUACAUUGACAAAAACAAAGUAAAAAAUGAUGCCUAUGUGGGGAAUGCUCUGAUAGACAUGUACUUCAAAUGUGGGAAUGUUGAAAAAGCAAGAAGCAUAUUUAACAGUAUGCCUCGGCCGGACAAAUUUACAUGGACUGCGAUGAUUGUUGGCCUUGCCAUUAAUGGAUAUGGCGAAGAAGCUCUUGAUAUGUUUGUCCAAAUGCUUAAAGCUUCAGUAACUCCUGACGAAAUAACUUAUGUUGGUGUUCUUUGUGCUUGUACCCACACUGGCAUGGUAGAUGAAGGAAGAAAGUUUUUUGCCAGCAUGACCACCCAACACGGAAUUGAGCCAAAUGUGGCUCAUUAUGGAUGCAUGGUCGAUCUACUUGGCCGAGCUGGACAUCUAAAAGAAGCUCAUGAAUUUAUAAAGAAUAUGCCCAUAAAACCAAAUUCCAUUGUUUGGGGAGCUCUUCUUGGCGCUUGUAGACUUCACAAAGAUGCAGAGAUGGCUGAAUUUGCAGUUAAACAAUUGCUUGAACUAGAGCCAGAUAAUGGGGCAGUUUAUGUUAUUUUAUGUAAUAUAUAUGCAGCUUGCAAUAAAUGGGAUAAGUUGCGAGAAUUAAGAAACGAAAUGACGGAUAGAGGAAUUAAGAAAAUCCCCGGCUGCAGUUUGAUAGAAAUGAAUGGCGUUGUCCACGAAUUUGUUGCUGGGGACCAAGCUCAUCCUCAAACUAAAGAAAUAUACUUGAAGUUGGAUGAAAUGAAAAAUGAUUUGAAAUUUGCAGGAUAUUCCCCUGAUACUUCUGAGGUGUUUCUUGAUAUAGGGGAAGAAGAUAAAGAGAGUGCACUUUUCCAGCAUAGUGAGAAGUUGGCUAUUACAUUUGGGCUCAUUAAUUCAGGACCGCAGACCACCAUUAGAAUUGUGAAGAAUCUCAGAAUGUGUGUAGAUUGUCACCGUAUGGCAAAGUUGGUGUCGAAGGUUUAUGAUAGAGAAAUGGUUGUAAGGGAUCGAACUCGUUUCCAUCAUUUCAGGAAUGGUUCGUGCUCAUGUAAAGACUAUUGGUGAGUUGAAUAAGUUGCAGACUGCAAAUGUACUAAUUUGAUAAUUUUUGGAGUAUCUGAUGUUGAAAAGUAGGUCUCAUGAAUCUGCUGCAUAGCCUUCAACAAAUAGAUGAUGAAUUCUGGAAUGUUUUUACUCGAUCUCAGUUUAAGUUUUGUAAGAGUGAAAUGAUCCUUGCCAA